Molecule: messenger RNA, 1917 nt
Organism: Saprolegnia parasitica CBS 223.65
Lineage: Eukaryota; Oomycota; Saprolegniomycetes; Saprolegniales; Saprolegniaceae
Exons: 16
Coding region: 1-1917 (638 amino acids)
Source: RefSeq, a predicted model, not a curated record
AUGUCGGUGCGCGUCGGAACGGGCUCUCGCAACGAGAAGGGCGCUCAAGAGAGCCAAAAAUCGUACGUGGCGCUGACGCGCAUUCUCUCCAACCUCGUCGCCGGCGCCCUCGUCUUCCUCUCGGUUGCGACGCUCAUCGUGCUUCUGUCCCAGAACAUGUUUGCCCGCACGAUUGUGUCGGCGAAUGCGCAAACCGAAGGGUUUUUCUGGGCGCCGUACGGCCAAAGCUGCAUGCUCAACGCCAACGGCUUUGUGCCCAACACGUGCUCGGCCGUGGAGGAGAGCGUGAUCGUACCGGCUGCGUGGACGGCCGUCGGCGUCGCCCUCGCGCAGCAGUGGUCGCUCGAGCUCGCAAAAGCAAGCCCGCUGUACAUUACGACGUGCAUCAUUGGGGGUAGCGCAGACGUUGGAUGGGCCAACCUCGAGUUCAUCGCCGGAUACGCUGCCUUCCCCGAGUGCUUGCCGACCAACGGCGCGCAGCCCGUGGCGGGCAUGAUGAUGCUGGAAACGACGAUUCGCGAGAAGUACCCCGAAGGCGUCUACCUCAUGACGCUCUACUCGGACCUGACGCCAGACAUGCAGCUUGUCCAAAACUACGUCAACACGGAUGGAUCUGUGGCGCCCCUCAUUGAGAACGUCAAGCGAACAGUGAUCACGCAAGCAGGUGGCAUUGAAAACGACCUCCUUGGCUCUGACUACAUCAUUACGUCGCGGCCUCUUGGCAACCGGUACUUGGUUACCUCCGCGUGCCACACGGAGAUCGAAGAGCUCUCGGGACAGAUUUCGGCGUUGGGACUCACGGGCUGGAGCCAAGGUGCCCACUCGAAAUUACCCAUCGUGCCGGGCUGGAACUGCGGACACGACGUCGCCAACGCCAAUGAGCUCAUUGCGAUUCAAGUCAUCUUUGCCGUCAUGACCCUCUUGCUGCUCAGCGGCGACCUCCUCACCACCUAUCAAGGCCUCAAGGGUGUGUUGGGCGGGAAACCCGUGCUCACGUAUGCGAUUCUCUCGGGUCUGGAGCGGCGCAAGCUGCUCAUGGUCUGCAUUCUUGUCAACGCGAUGCCAGGCCUUCUCUACAUGGAUGUCUCGCGCAUCUACUUCUUUACAGAAAAUGGCUUCAAGAUCUGGAGUCUCUCUGCGCUCAUGGUGGCGAGUUUCGUUUCCUUUGGGUGGCUUCUCGCAGUGAGCCUUCUGGAUUGGCUGUGCCGACCCCUUCGGUCACUUCUUGGCCAAAAGUGUCUGACGUACUCGGCGCCGCUCUACAUGUACGCGUCGAUUGCCGCUAUAUUUUGGAGCUGCGCGGGCGACCGGGCGGUGUUUCAAACGGUCUACAACGCAUUUUUGCGGCGCCGCCGCCUCUACAUCAACAAUGCGACAUGGCCCAGGGGUGCGUACGUGGCAGAAGGCACGCCCGCCGUGGUGACGUGGCUCGAGUCGCAGAUCCUCGUGCCGCUGAUUGCGUCCUGGGCCGCCUCGCUCGGCUGGCGAACGCUGCACCGCAUCGUCUAUUCCCGCCGCUUUUUUCUGCACACGAGCUGGUGCAGCACCAACUCGUUCCUCUCGCACGUGAUGCCACCAACGUGCUUGACGACGCUGCCACUCGAGCAGUCGAAUGCCAUCAAGAUUGGCAACCGCAUCUUUUGCAAGCCGAGCACCAUGGCCCUCAUGGGCUACGCGUGCGUCGUCGAAUCCAAGUACGUGCUUUCGUUGCAUUGCAUUUCGCUCAUGAGCAUGCCGAGCGACUAUGCGAUCAUUAGCAUCUAUGCGCUGCUGCCGUCGCUGAUUGCACCGGCGUGGCUGCCAUGGCGCACACGCGUUAUCGGCUACAUCUCUAGCAACAUGUUCAAGGUGCAAACCAAAACGACCCUCGACAAGCUCAAGGCGUACAGCUACAGCCGCGGCACUUGUAUUUCUUAA